AUGCCAACUUAUCACAAUGCGGGUGCUAGUUACCCAAACUUAUCAGCGCUAGCUCGUCAGGGUAAAAUAGACGGGAACCAGAAUCACCAUCACCACACAAUACCCUCAAAUGUAACAGCUCAUUCGUUUUUGCAAAACGCCCUCCAAUCGAUGCAAUCGAUCCAAUCAAUUCACCACUCGAUUCCUUCGAUCCAGUCUAAUUACAGCGGCCCGAACAUGCAGCCGCAUCCAGUGUCGCCGAUAAUGACAACAACACACUCCAGUAGUAUUGUUACCACUCAAAAUGUUGUUGUACCCUCUCCCACCCAUGUGAGUAAUCCUGUCUCACCUUCCCCGGUCAUCCUUACACCCAAUAAUCCCACCGUCAAUCCAACAUCUAAUAAUGCCUUAUCAAUCAGCACGAGACACGAAGCAUGGGAUUUACAACCGGAGAAGAGACCAACGUUCCACGACAUAAAGGUCAAACUCGGUUUUCUUAAGGCUGAGUACACCAAAUAUCCGAAUUAA
Molecule: messenger RNA, 507 nt
Organism: Cotesia congregata
Lineage: Eukaryota; Metazoa; Arthropoda; Insecta; Hymenoptera; Braconidae
Source: the annotation of a GenBank genome assembly